Molecule: messenger RNA, 4254 nt
Organism: Carlito syrichta (Philippine tarsier)
Lineage: Eukaryota; Metazoa; Chordata; Mammalia; Primates; Tarsiidae
Gene: DNMBP
Product: dynamin binding protein
Exons: 16
Coding region: 1-4254 (1417 amino acids)
Biological process (GO): intracellular signal transduction
Cellular component (GO): cytoplasm
Molecular function (GO): guanyl-nucleotide exchange factor activity; protein binding
Source: RefSeq, a predicted model, not a curated record
AUGGAGGCUGGCUCGGUGGUCCGAGCCAUCUUUGACUUCUGCCCCAGCGUCUCCGAAGAACUGCCUCUCUUUGUGGGUGACGUCAUCGAGGUGCUGGCCGUGGUGGAUGAAUUCUGGCUUCUGGGGAGGAAGGAGGGUGUCACAGGACAGUUUCCCAGCAGUUUUGUGGAAGUUGUGACCAUUCCCAGUCUGAAAGAGGGAGAGAGGCUGUUUGCCUGCGUCUGUGAAUUUACGUCCCAGGAACUGGACGGUCUUUCCCUCCACCGAGGUGACCUGGUGGUUCUCGAUGGCGCGCCGGUUGGAGACUGGCUGCAGGGCCGAAGCUGCUGGGGCGCGCGGGGCUUCUUCCCGGCCUCCUGUGUCCGCGAGCUCAACCUCUCCUCACAGAGCCGGCAGUGGCACUCCCAGGGCGCCCUGCUCCAGACUCCAGAGCACUCCAUGGGACAGGCCCGGGCCUUGAUGGGGCUUUCUGCCCAGCUGGACGAGGAGCUGGACUUCAGGGAAGGGGACGUGAUCACCAUCACUGGCGUUCCUGAGCCAGGCUGGUUUGAAGGCGAGUUGGAGGGCCGGAGGGGCAUCUUCCCAGAAGGCUUUGUGGAGCUUCUGGGGCCCCUGAGGACGGUGGACGGGCUGGAAGGUUCUGGAAGCGCCGAUGACUUCAUGGUUAAUGGGGAGGCCGACUCUCCUGCGGGAGAGGAGGACGGGGCUCCGGGCGAGGACGACGAGCUGCCGGGGCCCUACGGGAUCGCCCUCUACAGGUUCCAGGCCCUGGAGCCCAGCGAGCUGGAUUUCGAGGUGGGCGACCGCAUCCAGAUUCUGGCGACCUUGGAGGACGGCUGGCUGGAAGGCUCCCUGAAGGGCAGGACGGGCGUCUUUCCUCACCGGUUUGUGCAGAUAUGUCCCGGCCCGAGGGUGGAGGGGGACGACGUGGCUCUGUCCCAGGAGGACAGCCUUGCAGAGACCCCCGGGAUGUCUCUGGAUGGUUCGGAGAGCUUCGCAGUGGAGGAAGAGGGCUGUGAAUCUCCUGGGUGCGAGGCCGAGGAGUCUGACUGUGUCACUUUUGAAACACCCGCCUCUCCCCUGGGUCUCCUGCUUCCCCCUGAGUUUGACGCACACGGAGACUCCUACCUGGGGGAAGGGCCCCUGGAGAGCCCCGACGUGGGGUGGGAAGCGCCUCCUGCCCGAGACCCGCACACGCCAGGCCCCGCAGAGGGGGUGGACAGCAUCUCCAGCCAGCCUCAGGCCCCCUGGCCCCCCCGCCUGCGGCCAGCCCCGUGCUACCCUGCCGCUGCUGGGGACCCCCCGCGCACGGGGCGGCAUCCUGAUCUCCUCGCUCCAGAAGCCAGACCCAGAGGCUACGCGAGCCUGCCUCCCCGGAGAACACACUCCCAGCCGGGGACCCUCCGGCCGCCGGGGCCCCCCAUUCACCGGAGAGCUUCCCUCUCAGCCUUGAGGAUGGCCAGACCCAGCCAACUGGGCUCUCAGCUGCAGGGCCUGGCGAGGUAUGCCAGGAAGCACCACGCGGCCAAGGAGAAGGCCUCCGGCAUGGACCCCGCCUGGGAGAGGUCAGCGGUACAGCCCGGCCUGCCAUGCCAGGGGCUGCCCCUGGACACAACAUCCCCGGCACUGGGGGACAGCAUCGACCUGGACUCCAAGUUGACGCAGCAGCUGAUAGAGUUUGAGAAGAGCUUGGCGGGACCCGGCACAGAGCCGGAUAAAAUUUUGCGCCACUUUUCAAUCACGGACUUCAACUCCGAGAGGGACAUCGUCCGCGGGUCCUCCAAGUUCGCCACCCAGCAGGAGCUGCCCGAGAGGAGGAGGGCCCUGAGGCCGCCGCCACCCCGUCCCUGCACCCCGGCGUCCUCGUCGCCCCACCUGCUGGCUGAUCAGGCCCUGAAGCCCGCACUGCCCUUGGCUGUGAGACCCUCGCGCCCGGCCCCCCUGCCUCCCUCGGCGCUGCCCCGAGCCAGUGUGGCGUCCCCCAAGCUCCUGCCCCGCCCCGGUCCCAGCCGGGAGGCCUCGGAAGGGGCGGGCCCUGCACCCGUGGAGAAGAGUCCGGACCAGACCCUGCCGUGUCCCUUGGUGCUGGUGAGGAUCCAGGAGAUGGAACACGACCUGGAGGCCUGCCGCCGGGCUCGGGAGGAGCUCGGCCCCACGCUGGAGAGGCAGGGUGACUCCCUGCGGGCGGAGACACCGGUGAGCCCCGAGAUCUACGAGACGAACCUGGAGAGCCUGAGUGCGGAGCUCCAGCAGCUGCGGGAAAUGACGCUUCUCUCCCCCCCGUCCUCGUCGGCGGCAGCCCCCUCUGGGUCUGUGUCCGCCGAGAACCCAGAGCAGAGAAUGCUGGAGAAGAGGGCCAAGGUGGUGGACGAGCUGCUGCAGACGGAGCGCGACUACAUCCGCGACCUGGAGAUGUGCGUCGCGCGGGUCAUGGGGCCCCUGCGGCGGGCUCAGGUGCCCAACAUUGAUUUCGACGGGCUCUUUGGAAACAUGCAGAUGGUGAUCCAGGUCUCGAAGCAGUUGCUGGCGGCUCUGGAGCUCAGCGAUGCUGUAGGACCUGUGUUUCUUGACCACCGGGAUGAGCUGGAGGGGACGUACAAGGUUUACUGCCAGAAUCACGAUGAGGCCAUCUCCCUGCUGGAAAUCUACGAGAAGGACGAGCGGGUCCAGAAGCAUCUUCAAGAUUCCCUGGCAGACCUCAAGAGCCUGUACAACGAAUGGGGAUGCACGAACUACAUCAACCUGGGCUCCUUCCUCAUCAAGCCCGUACAGAGGGUGAUGCGCUACCCGCUGUUGCUCAUGGAGCUGCUGAACUCCACCCCGGAGUCCCACCCUGACAAGGUGCCUCUCGCCAGCGCCGUCCUGGCGGUCAAGGAGAUCAACGUCAACAUCAACGAGUAUAAGCGGCGGAAGGACCUGGUCCUCAAGUACCGCAAGGGCGACGAAGACAGCCUCAGGGAGAAGAUCUCCAAGCUGAGCCUCCACUCCAUCCUCAAGAAGUCCAGCCGGGUCAGCAGCCACCUGAAGCACCUCACCGGCCUGGCGCCCCAGAUAAAAGACGAAGUCUUUGAAGAAGCAGAGAAGAACUUCCGAAUGCAAGAACGCCUGAUCAAGUCCUUCAUCCGAGACCUGUCCCUCUACCUCCAGCACAUUCGGGAGUCGGCGUGUGUGAAGGUGGUGGCUGCCGUUAGCAUGUGGGACGUGUGCGUGGAGCGCGGACACCGAGACCUGGAGCAGUUCGAGAGGGUGCACCGCUACAUCAGCGACCAGCUCUUCGCGAGUUUCAAGGAGAGGACGGAGCGGCUGGUCAUCUCGCCCCUAAACCAGCUGCUGGGCAUGUUCACGGGGCCCCACAAGCUGGUGCAGAAGCGCUUCGACAAGCUCCUGGACUUCUACAACUGCACGGAGCGGGCGGAGAAGCUGAAGGACCGGAAGACGCUGGAGGAGCUGCAGUCGGCGCGCAACAACUACGAGGCGCUGAACGCGCAGCUGCUGGACGAGCUGCCCAAGUUCCAGCGGCUGGCGCAGGGCCUCUUCACCAGCUGCGUGCACGGCUACGCGCAGGCCCACUGCGACUUCAUGCGCCAGCCAAGUUACAUGCUUCAGUCUGAAGAACUCCGGGCCUCCCUCCUGGCCAGGUAUCCCCCCGAAAAACUCUUCCAGGUGGAGCGGAACUUCAAUGCUGCUCAAGACCUGGACGUCUCGCUCCUGGAAGGGGACCUGGUGGGCGUGAUCAAAAAAAAAGACCCCAUGGGCAGUCAGAACCGCUGGCUGAUCGACAACGGAGUCACCAAAGGCUUUGUGUACAGCUCCUUCCUGAAGCCCUACAACCCCCGCCGCAGCCACUCGGACGCAUCCGUGGGCAGCCACUCCUCCACCGAGUCCGAGCCCGGCGGCUCCUCGCCCAGGGCCCCACGCCCCGAGGCGGCCGCAUACUCUGCAACGGGGCGAAAUGGGCCAGGACGGAACGGGCCGGGUCAAGACCUCGAGAAAGGAGGUGCCAGAGCAGCCCCGGCCCUGGGGGACGCACACACAGAGCUGGGAGGCAGCGAGACGCGGGGCAGCCAGGUCUAUUUUGCCGUCUACACCUUCAAGGCACGGAACCCCAACGAGCUGAGUGUGUCCGCCAAUCAGAAGCUGAAGGUCCUCGAGUUCAAAGACGUCACGGGCAACACGGAGUGGUGGCUGGCCGAGGCCAACGGGAAGAAAGGCUACGUUCCAUCCAACUACAUCCGCAAAGCCGAGUACACCUGA